Messenger RNA from Musca domestica (house fly), 1815 nucleotides. RefSeq lists its product as uncharacterized. The record is from RefSeq and is a predicted model, not a curated record. Lineage: Eukaryota; Metazoa; Arthropoda; Insecta; Diptera; Muscidae. The coding region runs from base 315 to 1766 and encodes 483 amino acids. The transcript is spliced from 3 exons.
ACCAAACAUCCAGAUAUUUAUCAAGACUUCAUCAGGCGAAAGAAUGAUUAUACUGCGACUUCUAUUAAACUAAGCAAGAAAAAUCACAACAACCGUACCACUUUAUGCCCGUCAAUUACUGACACACAAAAUGCUGAAAACAGCAACAGUUUCACCACAAAAUUCUUCAGUUCCUGAUAACCACGAAUCUAUCAUUUGACACAGUGCAGAGACCGGCAUUUUUGGAGUUGUUUUCCUAUGCUGAUAUCGCAAUAGAAAUACAUCCAUCCAAUUAUUACGAAAAACUAGUCAAGGAUACAUGCGAUUACAAACGAAUGGAGUUGUUUCAAAUAUUUAAUGCCAGCACAUUAUAUUUUUGCUGUACCCUUGAUGUAUGGAAUUACAACGGAUUCUAUUACAUUGCGAUAUCUGCUCACUGGGUUGAUGAUGAAUUACGGAGGCAAUCUGCAUUGUUAGCAUGUAAAAAGUGUGUGGAAAAUUUGGCAUGUCUGGAGAAUUUGUAUCAUUUGUAUAGUGCAGCUAUGACACAAUAUGGUAUUGCUCCUACACAAAUUGUUGCCUGCACAACGUUAAACAUGCAAAACUAUUUUGAUGAUUUUGGCGAAUUGAAUUUGGGAAAAGAUGUAUUUCAGAACACGUGCAAUCCACAACUGAAUGAUGUUGCCGAAAAACUGACAUUUUUAUCAAAUCCGGAUGCGUUUCACGUUAAUGCAUUUAUGUUAGAUAUAAUAAAACUAAACAAAAUAUGGGGUGGCAACUUCUUUAGGAAGCUUAACAGUUGUGGAAAGUCCCUUCACAGUAGUUCAAUGGAAAAGUGCUGCAAUAUUUGGCGCAUAUAUAUGUCAAAAGAACAAACAGAUGUUGUAAUGUCCUUCCUUGGUGAACCCUUGGUAAAGCCAUGUCUCUACUCCGUGACAUCUCUAUAUGCAGCCAUAAAACAAUUGUUGAACAGCAAAGAACAACUCAAAGACAUCUCUAAAUGCUUAAAUGUUCCUUGUUUAUCAAAUCAAGAAAUUGACUAUCUACAAGAAUUCUUGCUUGUGUAUGAGCCAAUGGCUAUGGCAUUUGAAUUUUUAGAUAUGACACAAAACCACUAUUACGGCUGUUUCUUACCUACACUGGUAACGAUAAAAUGGAAAUUAAUAAGACUUUAUAACUCGAAAAAGCUGUGUCAUUUGCAAGAUGCAUUGCAACAGCUAAGGGAGGACCUACAAAUGGAUUUUAAAGAUUAUUAUAACUUGGAUGGAAGCAAAUCCGAUUCAAUUAUGGCUGCACUCACAUACCCGCCAGUUAAAACUCGUUUCCUUUCAGGACUUAAAGACAACAUAUAUUGUCUAAGUUUUCAUCCACGAAACAUGUUGCUCAAAUAUGGCAAGGAAUAUCAUAAAAGAGAUGACAACUUUCAUAAUCAGUAUACAUCACUUGUGAAUAUAUCAUCAGCGGAAUGUGAGGUUACUGAAUUUUUUGAUUUUGGUGAUUCAACUGAUUCUGCUGCCGAAAAUGGAAACCUUCCACAAUCAUUGAAAAUGGAAAUUGAUUCAUAUUUAGCAGAUCCUGAUGGUAGUUUAAAAUCGUUACAAAAAUAUCCGACUGUAAGACGAAUGUUCUAUCGUUAUAACACCUGUAUACCAUCACCAUCGUCGGUUUCACGUAUAUUUCCCGUGACAGAAUUGUUGCGAACCAGUUUAAGCUCUCCUUGGGAAGAGGAACAAUUUGAAAAUAAUUUCUUCUACAGCCACUAUUACGUCAACAAGAAUCGCAUGUAAUUCCAUAUUAUUGUAGGUAUUUAUGAAAUAAAUAACUCUAACAAAGCAA